AUGUCAGCCCCUCUAGGUCUCGCAAUCAUAGGUACAAACUGGAUCACAAAUUCGUUUGUGCAGUCAUCCCAUGAGAGCAAGAAAUUCCAGCUGAAGGCAGUGUACUCACGAAGUCUGGAUACCGCCAACAAAUUCGUCUCGGAGACCCCCUCCAUCAAAGAUGUUGCCGCCAUCAAAUUGUACGAUAACUUGGACACGAUGCUCUCCGAUUCGAACAUCGAUGUUGUAUAUAUUGCUUCUCCAAACUCACUUCAUCAUGAGCAAGGUUUGAAGGCGCUCGGUGCUGGGAAGCAUGUCAUCAUGGAGAAACCCUUUGCCUCCAAUAUCAAAGAGCUGGAGGCCCUUUACCAACUCGCCGACUCCAAGGGGUUGCUCAUUCUGGAGGCUUAUCGACACAUCCAAGAACCCAAUUUUCAGAAGCUGCAAAGCCUACUCAACGAUGAAAAGACCCGAACCGAGAAGUUCGGGCCAGUCUAUGGUGCCAGUCUCAACAUGGCCGUAUACUCGUCACGGUACGCCAAGGUGUUGGAGGGCGAGGAGCCAAACGUUCUUUCACCCAAGUUUAGUGGAGGCUGUCUGUGGGACAUGGGGUGCUACGUCGUCAUGUUCGCUCUGGCUCUCUUCGGAAAGCCUGCAAGCCAGACAUACUACCCUGCUAUCAUCCGCACUGGUGUUGAUGGCGGCGGUCACAUCAUCUUCCAAUAUUCGUCUCAGUCUUCGCAACACGAACGCGACUUUACGGUGCACGCUCACACCAGCAAGGUGUACACGUCGACUGCCCCUACCGAGAUCUACUGCGAGAAGGGCACCAUUAGGAUCAACGGCGGAACUGGCGUGACAGAUAUCAACACAGUGGAAUUUGUUCCCCGAGGAUCAAAGGAGGCUGAACAGCUCGGUGACACGAACCCCGAGUAUACUGGCUUCUUGAACUUAACCUGGGAGGCCAAGGAGAUUGGGCGGAUUAUUCAAGAAGGAGAUAAAGAGGCCGAGAGUCAUCUGAGGCAGCUAACCGUCAAUGUUCUUACGGUCAUGGAAGAUAUGAGGAGGGCGAACGGCAUUGUAUUUGAGUGUGAAAAGUAG
Molecule: messenger RNA, 1080 nt
Organism: Fusarium keratoplasticum
Lineage: Eukaryota; Fungi; Ascomycota; Sordariomycetes; Hypocreales; Nectriaceae
Product: GFO-IDH-MocA domain-containing protein
Exons: 1
Coding region: 1-1080 (359 amino acids)
Molecular function (GO): nucleotide binding
Source: RefSeq, a predicted model, not a curated record